AUGCAGGCUCCUCCGCAGCCCCAGGCGCAGUUCUACGCGCAGCAGCAGCAGCAGCAGCAGCAGAUGAACCCGUACGCGAUGUGGCCGCAGGCGAUGAUGAACCCGUACAACGGCAUGUACCCCGGAUACAUGGGCGCUGGAUACGGCGCCGCGAACGCGGGCGCCGACGCGAGCGCCGCGGUCAAGGCCGAGGCUGGGAAGACGGGCUUCGACCCCGCGCAGCUCGCGCAGUGGCAGCAGACUGUCGCCGCGCAGCAACGCGCGCAGAGCGGCGCCGCGGCAGCGCAAACCGCCGCCGUCGCCUCCAAAGCCGGCGGGGUCGGCGGCGUGACGAACGGCACGAACGGGGCACCCGAGAUGUGGAUGGACGAGAGAGAGCUGAAGCGGCAGCGACGGAAGCAGUCGAACCGCGAGUCCGCGCGAAGGAGCCGGCUGCGCAAGCAGGCCGAGUGCGAGGAACUCGGCGGGCGCGUCGACGCGUUGUCGACGGAAAACAUCACCCUGCGCGCGGAGCUGAAACGGCUAAAGGACGCGUGCGGGUCCCUCGAGACCGAUAACAAGACGCUCGCGGACAAGCUCAAGGUGAUCAAGGGGGAUGAUGUCGAGGCUGCGGCCGAGGGCGGGAAGAAGACGUCGCCGACGAAGAAGGGGGGGAAAGCCGCGGACGCGGAUGGCGGGAAGGACUGAACGAGUCGACGAUCGAUCGAUCGAUCGUACGUUUGAUCGUCCUCCCCCGGGAUGACGACCGACGCCAUUAGCACGACGCACGCAGCACGCAUAGAGUAG
Micromonas pusilla CCMP1545 is the source of this 786-nucleotide messenger RNA. RefSeq lists its product as uncharacterized. Gene Ontology annotation, molecular function: sequence-specific DNA binding; DNA-binding transcription factor activity. The coding region runs from base 1 to 687 and encodes 228 amino acids. The record is from RefSeq and is a predicted model, not a curated record. Lineage: Eukaryota; Viridiplantae; Chlorophyta; Mamiellophyceae; Mamiellales; Mamiellaceae. Gene Ontology annotation, biological process: regulation of DNA-templated transcription. The transcript has 4 exons.